AUGGCACAUACAGUUAACGGGUGCUCAUUGGCACUUAUUUUUAUCAUCAUGUGGCUGUUAGUUAAAGCAAAAAUAGAUGUGUGCAAGAGAGGGGAUGUGACUGUGCAGCCUUCCCAUGUAAUUUCACUUGGGUCAGCUGUCAACAUUUCGUGCUCUUUGAAGACCAAACAAGGCUGCUUGCAAUUCUCCAGUUUUAACAAGUUAAUCCUCUACAAGUUUGACAGAAGAAUCUAUUUUCAGCAUGGUCACUCCCUCAGCUCGCAAGUCACAGGUCUUCCCCUGGGUACAACCCUGUUUGUCUGCAAACUGGCCUGUAGCAGUAAUGACGAGAUUCGAAUAUGUGGGGCAGAGAUCUCCGUUGGUGUUGUUCCAGAACAGCCUCAAAACUUAUCUUGUAUACAGAAGGGAGAACGUGGGACCGUCGGCUGCACCUGGGAUAGAGGACAAGACACCCACCUGUAUACUGCCUAUACUUUACAGUUAAAUGGACCAAAAAAUUUAACUUGGCAGAAACAAUGUAAUGAUCCCUAUUGUGAUCAUUUGGACCUUGGAAUUAACCUACCCCCUGAAUCACCUGAAUCUAGUUACACAGCCAAGGUUACUGCUAUCAAUAGUCUUGGGAGUGCUUCUUCAUUUCCAUCCUCAUUCACAUCGUUGGACAUAGUGAGACCUCUUCCUCCGUGGGACAUCAGAAUCAAAUUUGUAAACGCUUCCGUGAGCAGGUGUACCCUUCAGUGGAGAGAUGAGGGGCUGGUGCUGCUUAAUCGACUCAGAUAUCGGCCCAUUAACAGCAGGUCCUGGAAUAUGGUUAAUGCCACAAAUGCCAAAGGAAGACAUGAUUUGCUGGAUCUGAAACCCUUUACAGAAUAUGAAUUUCAGAUUUCCUCUAAGUUACAUCUUUAUAAAGGUAGUUGGAGUGACUGGAGUGAAUCAUUGAGAGCACAAACACCAGAAGAAGAGCCUACUGGAACAUUAGAUGUCUGGUACAUGAGACAGCACAUUGACUGCAAUAGACAACAGAUUUCUCUUUUCUGGAAGAAUCUGAGUCUAUCAGAGGCAAAAGGAAAAAUCCUCCACUAUCGAGUGACCUUGCAGGAGGUAGCUGGAGGGAAAGCCACACUACAGAACAUCACAGAACACACCUCCUGGACCUGGGUCAUUCCCAGAACUGGGAACUGGGCUGUGUCCGUGUCUGCAGCUAACUCGAAAGGCAGUUCCUUGCCCACUCAUAUUAACAUAACGGACCUGUGUGGGGAAGGGUUGCUGGCUCCUCAACAGGUCUCAGCAAACUCAGAGGGCAUGGACAACCUCGUGGUGACAUGGACACCUCCGGGGAAAGCUGCCACUGCUGUGCAGGAGUAUGUGGUGGAAUGGAGGGAACUCCAUCCAGGGGCCAGUGCGCAGCCCCCUCUAGGCUGGUUGUGGAGUCCCCCCUACAACCUGUCUGCUCUGAUUUCAGAAAACAUAAAACCCUACAUCUGUUAUGAAAUCCGCGUGCAUGCACUUUCAGGGGACCAGGGAGGAUGCAGCUCCAUCCGGGGUAACUCUAAGCACAAAGCACCACUGAGUGGCCCCCACAUUAAUGCCAUCUCAGAGGAAAAAGGGAGCAUUUUAAUUUCAUGGAAUGAAAUUCCAGCCCGGGAGCAAAUGGGCUGCAUCCUCCAUUACAGGAUAUAUUGGAAGGAACGGGACUCCGAUUCCCAGCCUCAGCUUUGUGAAAUUCCCUAUAGGGUCUCCCCAAAUUCUCAUCCCAUAGACAGCCUGCGGCCCAGAGUGACAUACAUUCUAUGGAUGACAGCUCUGACAGCUGCUGGUGAAAGCCCCCAAGGAAAUGAAAGAGAAUUUUGUCUUCAAGGUAAAGCCAAUUGGAGCACAUUUGUGGCACCAAGCAUUUGCAUGGGUGUCAUCGUGGUGGGCGUUCUCUCAGUGCGUUGCUUCCGGCAAAAGGUAUUUGUUCUCCUUUUGGCCCUCAGACCUCAGUGGUGUAGCAAAGAAAUUCCAGACCCAGCGAAUAGCACUUGGGCCAAGAAAUAUCCCAUUGUGGAGGAGAAUACGCAGCUGACCUUGGAUAGGCUCCUGACAGACUGGUCCACUGCCGAGGAACCUGAGCCCCUGGUCAUCAACAAAGUCCUUCACCAAGUGACCCCAACCUUCAGACGUUCCCAUCACCCCAACUGGCCAGAAAAGGGACAAGGAGUCCAAGGUCACUAUACCUCUGAAGACACAGGAUACAGUGCCUCGAGCCCCCCACCUCCGAGAGCUCUCACAGCAGAGACAGGACAAGGGGUGGAUCUGUACAAGGUGCUGGGGAGCAAGGGCCCCGACUCAACGCCGGGAAACCCAGCCAGCCCCUCGACAGUCCUCCCAGUGGACUACCUUCCUGCCCAUGAGGGCUACUUACCCUCCAACAUAGAUUAUCUCCCUUCACAUGAGCCUCCCAUAACUGACCCUCAGGAAGAACUGCCUCAGCACAUCUCUCUUUCCAUUUUCCCCUCGAGUUCCCUUCACCCACUCACCUUCUCCUGUGGUAAGAAGUUGACUCUGGAUCAGUUAAAGAUGGGGUGUGGCUCCCUCAUGCUCUGA
Mesoplodon densirostris (Blainville's beaked whale) is the source of this 2583-nucleotide messenger RNA. RefSeq names its product interleukin 12 receptor subunit beta 2 (gene IL12RB2). The transcript is spliced from 15 exons. Bases 1 to 2583 code for a protein of 860 amino acids. Gene Ontology annotation, cellular component: signaling receptor complex; external side of plasma membrane; membrane. NCBI's taxonomy places the organism in Eukaryota, Metazoa, Chordata, Mammalia, Artiodactyla, Ziphiidae. Gene Ontology annotation, molecular function: cytokine receptor activity; cytokine binding. Gene Ontology annotation, biological process: cytokine-mediated signaling pathway. The record is from RefSeq and is a predicted model, not a curated record.